CAAGGUAUGAGAUAGAGGAACCAAAAUACACACGAGCUCACUGUACAGUAAACUUUCUUUGCAUUCGCUGCUUUCGACAUGGAACCACCUCUGUCUCCCCGUGAGUCUGGACAGUUCAUAGCAGAGCGAAGUCAGGAUGUGUUUGUGGAAGAGGAGGGAGUGCAGAAGGUGGCAGAGAUGCUCUAUGGCCUCCGACACAGUGACGAGCUCACGGCCUGUGGCUGGAAGAAAGCAAAUCCACUGGCUCCAGCACCCACCUCUGAUCAGGCCUUGAACUGGGUCUUUGUGGUGGACACCAUGAACUUCUCUUUUUGGCCAGAAAAGGAAACUGAGCAGUGUGAGGUGACCUUUAAAGGGACCACGUACACGGGCUACAUGACCCUUUGUGCUGCCAUCACCAGGGCCAUGGAGGAAGGUAUUCCCAUCACUGAUCCAAAGUACUUCUCUAAGAUGAGUGUGGAGGAGUUGGGACACGUCCUACGAUCAGACAAUGAAACAGCCAUGCCCAUACUUCAGGAGCGUCACCAGGUGCUAACAGAAGGGGGACGUGUACUUCUGGAAAAUGGAGGAAGCUUUCGGAGUUUUAUCAGCAAAGCUGGGAAUGACGCCGGGAAGAUGGUGGAGCUCAUUGUUGAGAAGAUCCCAUCCUACAGGGAUGAGGCUACAUACAAGGGGAGAAGAAUCUCACUCUACAAGCGAGCUCAGAUCCUGGUGGCAGAUUUCUGGGGCGUCAUGGCAGCCAGAGGAGAAGAAGACAUCAUCAACAUGGAUGUGCUCACCAUGUUUGCAGACUACCGGGUCCCACAGGCUCUCGUGUACCUCGGAGCACUACGAUACUCUGAUACACUAACGCUGGCACUCAAGAACGGAGAGAUUCUGAGUUCAGGAGACAGAAGAGAAGUCGAGAUUCGAGGUUGUUCGAUCUGGUCUGUGGAGUUGAUCAAAGAGCGUCUUUGUAAGCUGGUGCAGCAGAGAGACGGACAGACAUGCAGUGUCAAUUCGGCUAUCAUCGACUUCUACCUGUGGCCUUAUGCCAAACAGCACCACAAAGAGAUGGCCCACAUUCCCAUACACCACACACGCUGUAUUUACUACUGACAAGCCGGCUGGCAGCGUUACAAACAGUAGGUGGCACUCUACAGUGUGCAGCCUUGGCACCAGUGCCUCUCCCUGGGAUACAACCAGGCCUGACUCUGUGCCAGAUUUACGAUUAAGUAGGCUGCUCUUCAGCUAAAAUUGAAAAAGGUGUCAGACUUUAAUAUGGCUGAUCUGUGAAAAUGCCGCUUGACUGGCCUUUUGAAAUCAAUUAAAACAUUUCCUGGUUCCGUGAAAUAUCUCUAUCAAAUGCUCUUUAACAUGAAAGGGCGGGGCACCAGUGAACAUUACUGUAUACAAAAAUACAAUAGGUAUAUUUUUAUCUGCUAUAAUUUAAAAUAUGCACUGACUCUCACUAGUAGUGAAAAUAAAAGUUUUUUUUUAAAUCAGA
This is a messenger RNA of Notolabrus celidotus (New Zealand spotty), 1486 nucleotides long. It is a transcript of the gene qng1, whose product is annotated as chromosome 9 C9orf64 homolog. The transcript has 7 exons. The record is from RefSeq and is a predicted model, not a curated record. Bases 79 to 1098 code for a protein of 339 amino acids. Lineage: Eukaryota; Metazoa; Chordata; Actinopteri; Labriformes; Labridae.